CGGACGGUUUCUCAGCCAUAAUGCGCGUUGGCUGAUUUAGGACAACAAUUUGUCCCAGAUGACAUUGAGUGGUGCAGGUAUUAUCAUUCAGCAAGAGCCCAUGGAGUAAAUCUUUAGUAGGUCACGCCAAGCCUGUGCCAAACAGACACUCCUAUGUUCGUGGCUUCAACACGAACUGACGACAACAUACACAAACCGAAAAACAUCACCAUUGCGGUCCCUCAUUUCGUGCCCGAAUUCCUCUAAUUCCGCACCCGGAAUCCGUUCCUAUUGCUGUCUUCUCCCCACCUUAUUCAGGCCCGCGUGGCCCUCACACAGCCCGCCUCAAGCCUCACCACCUAGAGAUCAACCCCCUCCCCUUCCGACACACCCGUCUCGCGCACCCCAGCAUGUCUGCCAAAACCACAGGCGCGGAACCCAACGGCGAGGCCAGACACCGGCAACAUCACGACGGCAGUUCUGGGCGAGCCUUCACCGUCGAGCAAAAAGCGGCUGUCAUAAGGAUCAAGCGCUGCUCACCGACGGCGUAUUACGAGAUCCUGGGGCUGGAAGAGGUGCGAAAGACGUGCACGGAGACCGAUAUCAAAAAGGCGUAUCGGAAGUUAAGUCUGUUAACGCAUCCGGAUAAGAAUGGUUAUGAGGGUGCGGAUGAGGCGUUUAAGCUGGUUUCAAAAGCAUUUCAAGUGUUGUCCGAUCCGGAUAGAAAGGCCAAAUACGACCGGUUUGGCGGGGACCCUGAUAGCAGAUUCGGUGGAGGCGCAUCGGCUGGCGCCUCGCCAUUUAGCAAUUUCGCAAGAGGAGGGGGCGCACAAAGGGCAGGACCAAUGUUUGAGGAGGAGAUAUCAGCGGAGGACCUGUUCAAGCAGUUCUUUGGCGGCGGUAUGGGUGGACCGUUCGGUGGUGGCAUCUUCGACACCGGCCCCGCUUUCGUUUUCAACAUGGGCGGUGGCCCUGGCAUCCGCAUCCACCAAUUCGGCGGUGGUCGCCCGCGAAGACGACCAGGAACCGCACAGCCUCCGGGGUCGGAAGAACAGCCCUCUUUCUUCUCAGCACUCUCAUCUCUUCUACCGCUCCUCCUACUCUUCAUCCUUCCACUCCUUUCGUCGUUAUUCAGCGGAUCCACAUCCUCAACGCCAUCCUUUAUCUUCGACGGCCCCAAAGCACCCUACACGCAAUCCAGGACAUCGCAUCCACUCAAAGUUCCCUACUAUGUGAAACCGGUCGACGUGGAAGACUAUGGCGCGAGAAACAGCAGAAAGUGGCAAUCUCUGGACCAAGUCGCCGAGGGAAGAUAUAUACAAAUCGUGACGGCACAGUGUGAACGAGAGUACCAGGCCAAGCAAGCAUUGAUGCAAGAGGCGCAAGGGUGGUUCUCAACGGAUAUGGAAAAGAUGCAGAAGGCGAGGACGAUGGAGAUGCCGAAUUGUAAGAGAGCGAGGGAGCUGGGUAUUAGGGUCUGAGUUGGAUUGUGGCGAAAGAACCCGGGGGUUGGCGUUGCAUAGGGU
Messenger RNA from Westerdykella ornata, 1505 nucleotides. Its product is annotated as DUF1977-domain-containing protein. Gene Ontology annotation, cellular component: endoplasmic reticulum membrane. The record is from RefSeq and is a predicted model, not a curated record. The coding region runs from base 390 to 1460 and encodes 356 amino acids. Gene Ontology annotation, biological process: cellular response to misfolded protein. The transcript is spliced from 3 exons. NCBI's taxonomy places the organism in Eukaryota, Fungi, Ascomycota, Dothideomycetes, Pleosporales, Sporormiaceae. Gene Ontology annotation, molecular function: Hsp70 protein binding.